This is a messenger RNA of Osmerus eperlanus (European smelt), 1634 nucleotides long. RefSeq names its product prostaglandin D2 receptor 2. The record is from RefSeq and is a predicted model, not a curated record. Gene Ontology annotation, molecular function: G protein-coupled receptor activity; complement receptor activity. The transcript is spliced from 2 exons. Bases 125 to 1498 code for a protein of 457 amino acids. Gene Ontology annotation, biological process: complement receptor mediated signaling pathway; phospholipase C-activating G protein-coupled receptor signaling pathway; positive regulation of cytosolic calcium ion concentration. Lineage: Eukaryota; Metazoa; Chordata; Actinopteri; Osmeriformes; Osmeridae. Gene Ontology annotation, cellular component: plasma membrane.
GAGAGAGGGAGGAAGAGAGCAGCCUCACACCUCACGCCUAAAGACGACAGAAAGGACUCGCCUGCAUCUCUCCAACCUCCAGCCAGGCUGGUGACCCCAGCCCUAACUAACCAGAUCCAGAAAUAUGUCCACCUCCUCCUCUCCGGGGCCGUACUGCAAGCUGCUGGACAGCAUGCUUAAUCACACCCUGACCAUCACCCCGGGGGUGAACCUGGGAGUGGUGUGCAUCCACGGCCUGGUGUCCUGCCUGGGCAUCCUGGAGAACGCCCUGGUGCUCUGGAUCCUGGGCGUCCGCCUGCGCCGGACCACCGUCUCCUCCGUCUGGGUCCUCAACCUCGCCGCCUCCGACUUCCUGGCCACGCUGACCCUGCCUCUCUUCACGCACUACUUAAGCCAAUCACACAGCUGGGAGCUGGGCGGGCCGCUAUGCUCCGCCUAUGCUUUCGUCUUCUACCUCAACAUGUUUGUGUCGGCGUUCCUGCUGGCCGCCAUCUCGCUGGACCGCUGCCUCCUGGUGGCCAGGCCUGUGUGGAGCCAGAACCAUCGGUCGGUGGGCGGGGCAUGGAAGGUGUGUGGCGUCGGCUGGCUGUGGGCGGCGGCCAACGCGUUACCAUACUUCCUGUUCCGGGCGGUGACGGAGACACACGACAAGAGCAGAAGCCUGUGCUACCACAACUUUGCGCUGUACGCCUCACCGGCCGUGGAGACGGACUGCAUGGUGCGGCAGGCGGCAACAGCAGUGUCCAAGACGCUGCUGGCGUUCCUGCUCCCCCUGGUGGUCAUCGCGGGGAGUUACGGCCUCUUCUGCAUCAGCCUGAGGAAGAGGAGGAUGAGGAGGAAGGAGAACGCCGAGAGACUGGCAAGUACAUGGAUCCUGAACGAAGGGGGAGGAGGGCGUGGGGCUUCGAUCGCCAAGAUAUCCUCGAUCUUCAAGCCCUCGUCCAGGAAGCCGAACUCCACCACCACCCCUGCCUCCCCCGUCAAGCGAGGGGGGGAGGCGGGGCUGUCGCGAGGCUUCACCAAGAUGGUGACGGCGGUGAUCGCGGCGUUCGUGCUCUGCUGGGCGCCCUAUCACGUCUUCUGCCUGAUGGAGGUUGCGGCGCAGUACUGGUCCCCCGGCGUCAAGCUGGUGGAGGUGGGGUUGCCCCUGGCGACCACCUUCGCCUUCCUCAACCCCAUCCUCAACCCCGUCCUGUACGCCUUCAGCUGCCCGCAGUUCUGCGUCCGUGUCCGCCAGGGUCUGAGCGCCCUGGUGGAGGGGCUGGUGGAGGAGGAGGGGGGAGGAGGGGGGAGGAGGGGGCUCUCCUUGAAGCCUCUAGAGAAGAGAAAGGGAGGGAGGGGGGAACGGCUAGCCCAGCCUCCUCCACCCCCUCCGAUCCCCCUCCUCUCCCCCUCCUCCCCGUCUCUCCCCUCCCCCUCCUCCCACUCCUCCCCCUCCCUCUACGUCAGAUCCGAGGGAGGACAGGAGGAGACGGAGGAGAGGAGCGGUGCACAUUAAGAACCUGCCCCUCUGUUACUCCUUACGUGGAAACACAAUGUUCCAGAAGUUACAGUUGGAUUCCUCCUUUCGUGUUUUAGUUUUUUCUGUAAAUACCUUUGUGUUCAUAUGAAUAAAUUGCACCUUUCAUAUUUAA